Molecule: messenger RNA, 1757 nt
Organism: Paramecium pentaurelia
Lineage: Eukaryota; Ciliophora; Oligohymenophorea; Peniculida; Parameciidae
Source: the annotation of a GenBank genome assembly
AUGUUUAGAACUAUUAGAUUAAUACCUAAAUUGUUAAAAUUUACUUAACUUGCAACUUGUUUGACUCUCAUCUAUAAUUAAUAAUCAAAGUUCAAAUGUUCAUAAAUUAAUAUGCAAACAAUUAAAAUCAUUAAUGAAAAAGAUGUAAAUACAUUGUUAGCAAAUCCAUAGCAUUUCUCUAAUACAAUCAUUAUUUUAAAUAAAAACAUAAUAGAAGAUCUUCCUAAAAAUUUGUAAGUUAAUUUUUGUAUUUAUGAUGGCAACUUCAAUGAUUAUGAUUUGAUUGCAGUUAAUUAAAAUAGAUGUCUUCUAUUGAAAAUAAAAGGAGAAGAAGAUUAUUUGAAAUUACUUAAUUUCUUAACUCCCUUAUAAAUCCUAAAUAAUAAAUAAGAUGCUAUCAAUCUUAUUGAUAAAAUGGAUGCUAAGAUUAUCUUGAGUUACAUACCAACAAAAAUAAACACAGAAGAAUAAAUAAAUACAUUUUAGAUUUCUUAAUAGAGUGAUCCUUAAUAAUUUGAAGAAUAAUUAAGAGAGCUCAGAUUUCUUGAUUAUAAUAGAGAAGCUCAGUAUUACAUUAUUAAAGAUAAGAAAGUUGCUGAAGAAUUCAAUUUAUCAAUUAAUGAUAUUGGAGAAAUCUUUGUGCUCAAAUAAACAAGUAUCUUUAAUUCAAAAGAAUCUUCCUUUCAUCUUAAUGACAAAGAAUAUUACAUGAAUAAAGUAGAAAAAGAACCAAAUAUUUAAAUUAAAGAUACUUUUAAUAUGAGAAAAUAGUAUGAUUCUUUAUCUACUUAUCUUUUAGAAUCUAAGGAAUAGUCUAUUUAAUAAUAAAAUUUAUAGAAAUUUGUUUAAAGAUUAACUUUAACAGCCAAUAAUUAUGUUAAUUAUGUUUUUAACAAAUAAUAAAUGGAUUCUUAAUUACUUAUUUAUAAACAAAUGGGUGUACAAUAUAUUUUGAUGUAUCAUACUCAAAAUGAACUUAAUGAAAAGAUUAUUCAAAAACUUAUUAAUGUCAAAAAAUCUAUGAAUAUUGAAUAAUAAUAAUAAUUUGGAAUAAUUUAUUCAGAUAAUAUUGAUCUAAUCUAAACAUAUUUUGGUAUAGUUGAUAAUGGUAUUACAGAUGAUGUAAGAUUACUUGAUCUUAAUUAACAUCAAACAUAUACAACAUAAUUCAAUAUGAUUUAAUUAGGAGAAAAUUAAUAUCAUUAUGAUUAAUAUAAAUAAUGUAAGAGAUAUUCUUUUGGAGAUAAAGUAACUGUCAAUAGAUUGAAAUAGUUUAUUAUUUAAACUACAAAUUUAAAUAUUUAAAAUAUAGAACCAUAAGAUAAGAAUAGAGAAGAAUAUUAUGAAAAAACAUUUGUUAAAAUUCCAUUAGACAAAGUACAAACUAUAACUGCUAAUAAUUUGGAAUUGUCAGGAUUUGAUUUUAUUUAUUUUUAUAAGCCAGGAUGUGCUGCUUGUCACACUGUUGUUGAAACCUUAGAAAAAAUUGCAUGGAAUAUAUGCAAUCCUAAUCCUUAUAGAGUUAAAAAUAUAUCUAACUUUAAAAAAAUCUCUUUAAAAAAGUAUAUUAUUUAUUAAUAAUUAGAUAUAAUAUUUUAAAUGAAUCCCAAAUGUUGCCAUCUCCAAUUUAAGCACCUUAAAUUUAUAUAUUAUAUGAUGGAAAAAUAAAAAAAGCAGAUUUAUUAUAAAAUAAGAUUAAUCCAGGAGAUGAAUAAAAAAUGCUUCACUUCUUAACAAAGUUUAUUGAUAAUCUUUGA